CCGCUACCGGCCCGGAUGAUGACUUUUACGUUUUUUUCUUGUUGAACUUUGCCGUCGUGUCGCUUUCUUUGAGAAUAUUGCUGAAAAGUAGCCGAUUUUCGGGCCAUAAUUUGUGAUCGGUGGACGCACAAGAAAGCAAUCAUGGGUCUGCUGUACGCGUUGCGUGUGAGGAUCAUGAACUUCAUGAUUUUCUUCCUCAUCAUCAUCCUGAUUCCCGGUCUGCCGCCGCGCACCACUUUCCCCUUCAAGGAAUAUUUAGUGACCCCACCCAAGGACCUGAAGGGCGCUCUGGAGCAAAACUUUCACCUGGAGGGCGCCGAACGACUGCUGGAGGGGCGGGUCUAUGGUCCCGAGUGCCUGAUAGCCCGCAACAACGAGAUCUACACAGGCAUCCAUGGCGGUGAGGUCAUUAAGCUAACCACCAACCAUGUCACGCAUGUCACCAAGAUCGGUCAGCCCUGCGAGGACAUUUACGAGGAGUCCAGGUGUGGUCGUCCUCUGGGACUGGCUUUUGAUACGCAGGGCAACAACCUUCUCAUUGCCGACGCCUACUACGGCCUGUGGCAGGUGAAUCUGGAGAACCACAAAAAGACCCUGCUGGUCUCCCCAGCCCAGGAGCUCGCCGGCAAGUCCAUUAAUCGUCCUGCCAAGAUUUUUAACGGCCUGACAGUGAGCAAACAGGGAGACAUUUACUGGACUGACUCCUCAUCCGAUUUUACUAUUGAAGACCUAGUCUUUGCCAGCUUUGCUAAUCCCUCGGGCCGUCUCUUCAAAUACGAUCGCUCGAAGAAUGUGAGUGAGGUGCUUUUAGACGAACUGGUCUUUGCCAACGGAUUGGCCCUCAGUCCCAACGAGGACUUUAUUGUUGUGGCUGAGACGGGAGCCCUGCGCCUCACCAAGUAUUACCUGAAGGGAGCCAAGGCCGGGCAGAGCGAGGUGUUCGUCGAUGGACUGCCCGGCUUGCCCGACAACCUGACGCCCGACGCCGAGGGCAUCUGGGUGCCACUGGUUGUGAGCUCCGACAGCGAGCAUCCCAAUGGUUUCACUCUGUUCACCCGGUUCCCCAGCGUGCGGCUAUUCCUGGCACGCAUUUUGGCACUCUUUGAGCUGCCUUUCCGGUACCUGAACAGUGUCUAUCCAAACAAGUUCUCGCAGCGCUUUGUCCACUUCGUGGGACACAUGGAAAGUAUUGGUGUGCUGGCGCCCAAACGCACGACGGUGGUGCGCGUGGACUGGAACGGUAACAUUGUGGGCUCCCUACACGGAUUUGACAAGUCGGCCUCCACGGUUUCGCAUGUGCUGGAGUUCCAGGACUUCCUAUUCCUGGGCUCGCCCACCAAUCAGUACCUGGCGCGUGUGAAGUCGCCCAAGACCAAGCAGCCCACGCUCAAGGUGCGCAACGUUCGCGUCGAGGGCGAUGGCCUGGAGGCGUCUAUUGGUGUUCCACCCAUCACAACCACUCCUAAGCCACAGCCCAAAGCGGCGCCCACCACAACCACGCCAAAACCCACCACAACGACUACGAGAACUACGCCAAAACCCACUACCACGACGACAACUACCAAGAAGCCAACAACGACCACCACGACUACAACCACCACUCCUAAGCCAACCACCACGAAGCCGCCGACGACGAAGCCACCUUCAACUACGACAACCACUACAACUCCCAAGCCAGCUGCGACUACUACACCCAAGCCGGCUAAACCGACCCCCAAGCGCACAGUGCCUGACAAACCCGCGCCCGUCGAGGAGGAGAUUCCAUCGGACACUAAGCCACCCAAGAAUGAGAAGCUCAAGGUCAUUAACAAGCAGGGCGCUAAUGUGGAGCUCUAAGAUUGCAUUAGCUUUCUGAGCUUAUCAAGGAUAUUCCCAGACGCGAGAUUAGUUUAUUCACGUAGUCAAAGCCCAUUCUGUUUAUUAUCUAUUCUCCCUCCAACAUCUCAACUAUUUUUGGGGAAUAUCCAGCCAAGUCAUUUUUAUUUUUCAUGCCCCAAACUCAACGGCUAAAAGGCCAGUUAAUUUUAGACGAAAGGUAGCUAAAUGCUGACUAGCCGAAUUCCUAGCUCAGAUGAUCCUCGAAGGGCAGCGCUUUAUAUGUCUUAGGUUCGCAUAUAAUUCGGUUUUGCUUAAGCACUCUAAACAUUCCAUUCCCUUUCUCAAACAGGAAGUGCAUUCCAACUAGUUAAGUUUAAAGUAAACAAUGCCUCUAAAUUGUUGAAAGCGAGCAACUUUUGAUUUUGUACUGAUUUUUUCUUAUUUUCAAUGUAAAAUAAAGGUAUUUUGUAAAAAUA
Messenger RNA from Drosophila ficusphila, 2294 nucleotides. RefSeq names its product adipocyte plasma membrane-associated protein (gene Hmu). Gene Ontology annotation, biological process: biosynthetic process. The record is from RefSeq and is a predicted model, not a curated record. Gene Ontology annotation, molecular function: strictosidine synthase activity. NCBI's taxonomy places the organism in Eukaryota, Metazoa, Arthropoda, Insecta, Diptera, Drosophilidae.